Tribolium madens (black flour beetle) is the source of this 2266-nucleotide messenger RNA. Its product is annotated as RING finger and SPRY domain-containing protein 1-like. The record is from RefSeq and is a predicted model, not a curated record. Bases 309 to 1883 code for a protein of 524 amino acids. The transcript has 7 exons. Gene Ontology annotation, cellular component: cytoplasm. Gene Ontology annotation, molecular function: protein binding; ubiquitin-protein transferase activity. NCBI's taxonomy places the organism in Eukaryota, Metazoa, Arthropoda, Insecta, Coleoptera, Tenebrionidae.
AGACAUUAAUCGUGUGACAGUUGUGACAGCGUAUUCUAACCAAAAACGUGUUUUAUCUUAUAAUAUUUUUCCUCUUAAAAAUUAGUGCAAAUAAGCGUGCUUACGUAAUCCAUGCAGUUAAUUAAUGGGCUUAACCAAACGCGCCUAAUGCAGAAAAUCGUAUCGGUGUCGAAUCACGCCAGUGCUAAUUUUAAUAUGUUGAUGUCAAUGAUUACACCAACAUAAAAACUUGUAUAAACAUUCAAACACAACUAGCAUGUAGUAAACAACCAUCGCGUAAGUCUUUGUAAAUACACUUCCACAACGUAAUGGGUGUCUGCUGGUGUAAAGAAAAGCACGAAGAACAUGACACUUAUGUUCCUCAAACACAUAGUAACACUACAAUACAACCGGUUUCACCAGUAGCCCCCCAGUAUUACAUUCGAGUCAAAGCCCCAGACCCGCAACUCGUCGAUAAACUCGUCCUGGAAACUCUAGGGGUCAUUGCUACACUAGUAGACAAUGAACAGGACCCACCCCCGUCAAUGCUGCUCCUACACAACAUUGCUGAUAACGAGGAAGGCUUCAUCCAAGUUGCCAAAUCGAUGAUUAAAGUCGUGCCCUUAUCAGAUCCUCUAGGACCGUCAAUUAUCACAUUGUUGCUCGACGAUUGUCCAUUGCCUUCAAAAGAAUCAGUAUUUAAGGUCGUCGACAUGUUGAAUGUGUCACGGGAGUCGGCAAUAGCCGGGAGAUCGAAUCCUUCAAAAGAGAGGAAUAUUUGUGUAGUUUUAGGGUGCAUAGCGGAGACGUUAGCUGGUCCAAGGAAUUUAAAAAUAUUAAACGAACACAUGUUAGACUAUUUAUUAACUAAUUUGGAGCCUGAAACUGACCCAAAUGUUGUCCUAUUCUCAUUGAUAGCUUUAGAAAAGUUCGCCCAGUCUAGUCAAAACAAAUCAACAAUAAUGAAACGGUUGCAAGUCUUGAACCCUUGUCCGAUAAAUGCAUUGGAAAAGUGGCGUAUCGAGAGUCACUACAUCAAAAGACAAGUCGGUUUCUGUGCUCAGUGGGUCUUGGACAAUUUAUUCGUGAUGAACAAUCGUAAAUAUUCCUACUUGACCGUCAAUAUGGAGAACAUAAACGCCAUGUUAAACACCAGCGACGUCAGUGAAUACCUCAAGAUAUCACCGGAUGGUUUAGAGGCCCGAUGCGACGCCUACUCCUUCGAGAGUGUCCGUUGUACGGCACAGGCUGAUUCAGGAGUGUGGUACUACGAAGUCUGCAUCAUAACACCGGGAGUUAUGCAGAUUGGAUGGGCGACCAAAAAUAGCAAUUUUCUAAAUCAUGAGGGUUACGGUAUCGGCGAUGAUAAAUAUUCGCUGGCUUAUGACGGUUGUCGCAAACUAAUUUGGUAUAAUGCGAAAUCUGAGCCCCAAAACUUGCCCCCAUGGCAGUCUGGGGAUAUUCUGGGCUGUUUUCUCGACUUGAAUACGCCACAAGUAAUUUUUUCUAUAAACGGUAUGAGGUUACCACCAUGUACUCAUGUGUUCACUAUGGCUCAAUCUGGUUUUUUUGCCGCUGCUAGCUUUAUGUCAUUCCAACAAUGCCGGUUUAAUUUUGGGGCGGAGCCUUUUAGGUUUGCGCCCUCUGGGGAGUUUUCCACCUUCAACGAUCAGGGCGUUUUAAAGCCUGAGGAUAAAAUAGUGAUGCCAAGGCAUAUUUUUUUGGAUCAGUUAAGGCAACAGAAUAUUAGGGAGGAUAGUUGCACGCUUUGUUAUGAUAAGAAGGCUUCAGUGCGGCUGAUUCCUUGCGAGCAUUCGGGUUUUUGUCCGUCGUGUGCAAAUCAGUUGGUAGAAUGUCCCAUGUGUAGAGCGCCCUUCGAAUUGGUGGUAGAAGAAAAUCCCUGACAAUUAAACUGCGAAUAGGAGACAUAAUCAAUUAUUUUAAUAGUGUAUUUUUGUACAAAUUUGUUGACUUUUUUAAUAGACACGGGUUUAUUGUUUAGGUUCUAGAAGGUUGUAUUUAUUUAAGUAGGUUUUAUUGCAGACUUUAGUCCCAAGUUGUUAAUAUUUUUGUAAAAUGAAUCAACUUUAUUUUAGUAGUUAGGUGUAAUCAAUUUUAAUUUGACAAUAACAAAUCAGGUGAUGUGUCAAAAAAAGCAUUAUCUUGGAUUAUUUUAUUUAAAGAAUUUAUAUAUUCAUGUUAUUAAAUAAUUAUUUUAAAGUUAAAUAUAGAAAAUACUACAUGACUAUAUUUUAAUGUUGAAAUAAAAGUACUGCUUUAAGCAUAA